CGCCCCUCCCUCGUCUUUCCUUCCCCUCCUCUUCUCCGUCAGGAGAGAAACAAGAACUGAACUCUGAGCAGAGAGUACCAAACGCACAAUGCAGUGAGCAAUCAAUCAUACUCUCUCCGUCCCGGCGCCGUAGAAGAAGCAGGAUAAGAAGCAGGAGCGUCCGUCCUUCCGGCGAAGCCACGCGGCCUCUCUCCACUGGGCUGAUUUCCUCUCUUGACUAUCGGCGCUCAUGGCAGAGGCCGGAGAUGCAAGUGGUGGCUGGCUUGCGCGCCUCUCCGGACUCGGUUCAUAUGUUUGCUCCAAGAUGAACUACCACGAAUACUGCAGCCAUGAAUACACCGGCAUCCACACCGCGCUUCACGGACUCCUCGAAGAAAAGGAGAAGGUGGAGCAAGAACAUAAGGCAAGGCUUCAACUUAUCGCUGCGAAGGAGGAGCUCGUUAAAAGGAAUGAAGAGCUGGAAGCAGAGAUUCAAUCUCUAAAGAGAAAGCUCCAAGCAAGUGAGGCAAGCGAUACGCCGGCACAGGGAAGUGGUCGUGAGCAUAACCAGUCUGGAAGGCAGGUGCAAAUAACAUCAGUGCAGAAAAGAAAACGGCAAUCUGAGGGACAUGCUGGUGAAGAUGCUGAGGAGCAUGAGGCUGCGGAAAUUCUGUGUGUUAUGAACAGUCAUGAACAAGGUUUGAGUGCUGAGCUUCGCGAUGUUAGAGAAGAAACUUCAAAUAUCAACGCUGAGCUCAUCAAGGGAUUUCUUGAUAUGGGUGGUGUUGGUAGACAGAAUAUCACCGUAAAGUACAUGGGGCAGUUGAGUGAGAGGCCAUUCCUACUGGCAUGCCUUCGGAAGUUUCUCCGCAAAGAAGCCGAGGCGGAAGCUUCUCGGCUGUGCAAAUUUUGGCAGGAGCAGCUCAUGAACCCAGAGUGGUAUCCCUUCAAGUGUGACACAACUGGAGGCAUUUCUGAGGAGACUAUUAAUGACGAUGACGUUAAGCUACAAGAGCUGCGGGCUACGUGGGGGGAAGAGUCUUACAAGGCUUUGGUGAAGGCUUUGGUGAAUAGUUUCUUGGAGUUAAAGGAAUGUGGCAAGCUGAGUGACAGAACCAUUGUAGCCCAGCUUUGGAAUUUCAAAGAGGACAGGAAGGCUACUCUCAGUGAGAGUGUUGAGUACGUGUGCAGCAAAGUGAAGAGCCUCAGCAACGAGAAUGUCAGGACCUCGACUUGCGGGAAAAGGGGCCGUGGUGGUGGACGAGCAUGAAGACACUAAC
Messenger RNA from Triticum aestivum (bread wheat), 1259 nucleotides. RefSeq names its product factor of DNA methylation 1. The transcript is spliced from 7 exons. The coding region runs from base 230 to 1249 and encodes 339 amino acids. NCBI's taxonomy places the organism in Eukaryota, Viridiplantae, Streptophyta, Magnoliopsida, Poales, Poaceae. Gene Ontology annotation, biological process: gene silencing by siRNA-directed DNA methylation. The record is from RefSeq and is a predicted model, not a curated record.